GGUGACGACGGUCUGGUUCCGUCAUUCUGGUUCCGUCAUUCAAACCAGGACAAAAAAUUUAAAUUCCCGAAACACCCUUAGAUUUACGAUAAAUUUACACGUUGCCUCUUCCUCUUCAUCGCGUAGUUCCGUCCAAAACACAGGACCAAUUAAGCCAUUCCAUUUCAGGAUUACCUAUUUAUUGCUUAUUAGCCAUGGCGAUUGGCUGACUUUUCCUCACAAGCAUUUUCCCCCGCCCUCCUCUUUUUCGUUUUUCCUUCGAAAAUAAUUAAAAGAAGGGAAAAUUGAAAAAAAAAUCCGAAGCUUUCAGAGAAUCAUAACGACGCCGGAUUGUUCCAUUCAUCAAUCAUAGUAGAGAAACAGAGAACAACGUUGGAAAUUCAAAAGGAAAAAAAUUAAAGAAAAAAUUGUCUCGAUUUUGAGCUGCGCGGAUUGGCCCUUUUGCGGGAAAAAAUUUUUGUCCCAAUUUUUUAAAUCUAUACCAGAAGGUAAAGAACCAAUACUGGUGAGAAGAACGAAAGAUUUUGGUAUUUACAUUGAUUUGUUGGAUUCUUUUUCGAUAGGAAAUAAAGAAUCUGGAAAAAAGGUUUAGAUGUUUUUCCUUGAAUUUUGUUAAUCUGAUAAAGGUUUAGUUUUGACAAAUGAAUGUGGUUGGCAAAGUUGGGAGUUUAAUUUCGCAAGGUGUAUAUUCUGUUGCUACCCCUUUCCAUCCUUUUGGUGGGGCUGUUGAUGUCAUUGUUGUUCAGCAACAAGAUGGGACUUUCCGAAGCACGCCUUGGUAUGUUCGGUUUGGGAAGUUUCAGGGUGUUUUAAAAGGGGCUGAGAAGGUGGUCCGCAUAACUGUUAAUGGCGUUGAAGCAGAUUUCCAUAUGUAUCUUGAUAACUCUGGGGAAGCUUAUUUUGUAAGGGAGGUUGAUUCGGGUAAAGGCAGUGAGACAAAUGGAGAUUUGAAAGAUUCUGAUGGUGAAGUGAUUCAGGAUGACAGUAAUAAACAUAUUUCUGAAUUUUGUAGAAUUGAACAUAGUGUCUCAGAUUCUGGGGUGGCUCAGUUGAGGGAUGAAUGUGAAGCCACAUGUCCAAAACGGCUUGAAAGGGCAGAAUCUGACACUAGGUUCUAUGAAUUUCAAGAUGAGCAGUCCUCUCUAGAGGGUUCAGUUAAUUUGUCAGAAUUUGGUUCCGGCCGAUAUGAGGGUUUAGAUGGUGAGCAUUUUGGUGAAGCACAAGUUUUAGAUUCUGAAGUGAUCUUGGUCAGUGUGGACGGCCAUAUGCUGACCGCCCCUGUCUCAGCAUCAGAACAGAGUCCUGAAAAUGUGCAACUAAGCACACCUCAGUUCCAUCUAGGACCAGGUGAAGGACCUGACUUUUGUGAGGGUAGUGAGGAGUUUAGAUCAGGAGAUAAUGUGUGGACUGCUGACUAUAUUAGUAAGCUUAAUUCAUCAGCAGCUAAGGGUUCCUCUGACGAUGUUUGCAGCGUGAACAGUGAUUCUAUUGCUUUGAGACACCAGCCAGAAGUUUGUGAAGAAGGUGGGGAACAUGCCUGUCAAACUGAAGAAACUCUAAACCUUUCUAACCGUGAAAGUGAAUUGGACCGGCAAAGUGACGUUGAAGAUGCAUCUGUGCAUAAUAAGAAGGAGGAUGUUUUUAAGAGCUGCUUGGAACUAUCUGAAUUAUGUAGACAUGGUGAGAAUACCGAUUCUGAAGAAAUAGAUAGCCCAUCAGAAACUCAGCUUUCACAAGAUAAACCUUUUUCUAGCCCUCCAGACAUUGAUGAAACUGAAAAUGGAGCUGUUGGUGACUCCAGAAAUGAAGAUGUGUUGUCUCCCUCUUAUAGUCCCAAUUCUUCCAGCAAUAAUGGAUCUCCUGAUUUACCGGUUGAGGGUGAACCAGUUGAAAUGAAAGUGUUGGACACAGAUUAUAUGGGUUCUAACGGUGUGUCUGUUGAUUCCAUUGGUACUGACCGAGAAUGGAAAGAUGAACAGUUUGGUACAUCAGCAGCAACUGAAGGGAUAAAUGGAAGUCCGCAAAGUCCUGCACCUGAGGAUAAGAGCAGCAAAAGUGAAAUUGUGGAAACUGAAGCAGCUUUUAGUAAAGAGAUUGAAAGUAAUGCUAGCCUGGGAUUUGAGAUCUCACUCUGUGGAAAUGAACUAUAUGCGGGUAUGGGAUUGGAGGCUGCAGCAGAAGUCUUUGAAGCACACCGCAUACCAGCAGACGAAUAUAAAAAUUCUGCAAUGUCAAUUAUUAAGAAUGGAAACCUAAUCAUCCGAUUUGGACAGCAGUACUUGCCAUGGGAAAAAGCUGCUCCUGUUGUUCUCGGAAUGGCUGCAUUUGGUUUAGAGUUACCUCUUGAGCCACAAGAUGCAAUCCCUGUUGAACAAGAUGAGUCAUCAAACCCGAAGGAUGAUGAUUCUAUAGUCACUUCCACAUCCUCUGGCCGCAGAUGGAGGCUCUGGUCUAUACCGUUUAGAAGGGUCAAAACCCUUGAGCACACCAACAGCAAUUCAUCUAGUGAGGAGGUAUUUGUUGAUACUGAAUCUGGUCUACAAAAUUCACUAUCAGAUUCAACUCCAACAUCCAGUGGAAGGAUUGAAUCUCCCAACAAGCAAUUUAUUAGGACAAAUGUUCCCACUAAUGAGCAGAUAGCAUCCUUGAAUCUGAAAGAUGGUCAAAAUAUGAUCACUUUCAGUUUCUGCACCAGGGUUCUGGGAACACAACAGGUUGAUGCUCAUCUUUACUUGUGGAAGUGGAAUGCAAAGAUAGUAAUCUCAGAUGUUGAUGGAACUAUUACCAAGUCAGACGUUUUAGGCCAGUUUAUGCCUUUAGUUGGAAGGGAUUGGACACAAUCUGGUGUAGCUAGACUUUUCUCUGCUAUCAAGGAGAAUGGAUAUCAGCUGCUGUUUCUCAGUGCACGUGCAAUUGUUCAGGCAUAUCUAACCAGAAGUUUUUUACUCAACCUGAAACAGGAUGGAAAAGCUUUACCCAAUGGACCUGUUGUUAUUUCUCCUGACGGUUUGUUUCCCUCAUUGUACCGUGAAGUGAUAAGAAGAGCACCUCAUGAAUUCAAAAUAGCAUGUUUAGAGGAUAUCAAAAAACUUUUCCCUUCUGAUUACAAUCCCUUUUAUGCGGGCUUUGGGAACAGAGACACAGAUGAGCUCAGUUAUAGAAAAAUUGGUAUCCCAAAGGGCAAGAUAUUUAUUAUUAACCCAAAGGGUGAGGUGGCUAUUAGUCGUAUUGAUGUGAGGUCAUACACUUCGUUGCAUACUCUUGUCAACGACAUGUUCCCCCCAACCUCGUUGGUUGAGCAGGAAGAUUUUAACUCCUGGAAUUUUUGGAAAGUGCCAUUGCCAGAUAUUGAGUGACAUAGUUGGUGGCUUACAGAAUUCAGUUUAAUUCUUCCAAUGAGAUGAUCAGUAGCAUGAAGUCCCCCACAGAGAACAGAUUUUUCUGACAUAUUUCAAGUUUUUAACCUUUGCUUCCACUGUCACUCACUCAUUUGUAUUCAUUGUUGACCUUCAAAUGGUCUGUGAGGACUCAUCUUGUAUUUAGAUAGAUAGUCUUAGUGAAUAAAAUCUGAAGUCAUUGCUUCCCA
Theobroma cacao (cacao) is the source of this 3586-nucleotide messenger RNA. RefSeq names its product Lipin family protein (gene PAH1). Gene Ontology annotation, biological process: lipid metabolic process. Gene Ontology annotation, molecular function: phosphatidate phosphatase activity. The record is from RefSeq and is a predicted model, not a curated record. NCBI's taxonomy places the organism in Eukaryota, Viridiplantae, Streptophyta, Magnoliopsida, Malvales, Malvaceae.